AUGGAUCGUGGCAUAAGUUGGCCAGAAAAAGGUAAUGAUGGAGGACUGAAUUUUCAUGGAAUGUUCAUGAGUACAGGGCUCGUGUUCUUCCAAGGCGAAGCACUUCUUUCGUAUCGAAUGUAUCGCUACGACAGCAAAGUCCUGUCGAAAUUCAUUCACGUCGUUUUUCAUGUGAUGGCGAUCGGCUUCUUCACCACCGCUCUCGCUUCUAUUAUCAUACAAAAGAAUGUCAACGUGAGCAUACGUGAUCUACUGUGA
Ostertagia ostertagi is the source of this 258-nucleotide messenger RNA. NCBI's taxonomy places the organism in Eukaryota, Metazoa, Nematoda, Chromadorea, Rhabditida, Trichostrongylidae. The record is from the annotation of a GenBank genome assembly.